Messenger RNA from Labrus mixtus (cuckoo wrasse), 1001 nucleotides. RefSeq names its product fucolectin-1-like. Lineage: Eukaryota; Metazoa; Chordata; Actinopteri; Labriformes; Labridae. The record is from RefSeq and is a predicted model, not a curated record. Bases 18 to 959 code for a protein of 313 amino acids. The transcript is spliced from 5 exons.
CUGUCUCAUCCAGAACAAUGAAGUACGUUUUGUUAUUUCUUUUGCUGACCCUCUUGGGAACGUGCUCAGCCAGAAAUCAUGAAAAUGUGGCCUUGCGUGGCAAAGCAACUCAGUCGCAUCGCUAUCCGCAUAACUUUGGGGAUGCCUCCAGUGCAAUCGAUGGAAACCGUGAAUCAAACUUCGAUGCUGGUUCAUGCACUCACACUAUAGAAAUGGACAACCCCUGGUGGAGAGUGGACCUGCUGGACAGCUACAUCGUCACCUCCGUCGUCAUCACCAACAGAGGAGACUGCUGUGCACAGAGGCUCAAUGGGGCUAAGGUUCACAUAGGCAACAACUUAAAAGACAAUGGUGCUGCAAACCCACUGGCUGGAACAAUAUCUCACAUUCCUGCAGGCAUCUCUCACACACUGACUCCAAGCACUCGUAUCAGUGGACGUUAUGUGACAAUCGUUCUACCCGGUGCUAACAGGUAUCUUACGGUCUGUGAAGUGGAGGUUUACGGGUACCAUGCCCCGACAGGAGAGAACCUGGCGCUCAAAGGAAAAGCCUCACAGUCAUCAUUGUAUACAGAAGGCAACGCAUACUUUGCUAUUGAUGGGAAUAACGACAACAAUCGGGUCCACGGGUCCUGCUCUCACACAGACAUCAACUUCGCCCCCUGGUGGCGACUUGAUUUGCUUAAAACCCAUAAAGUGGAUUCUGUUAAGAUAACCAACCGCAAAGAUCUUAAUUACUAUCAACGACUGAAUGGAGCCGAGCUGCGCAUUGGAGACUCACUUGAAAACAAUGGCAACAACAACCCAAGAUGCGCCGUGCUGGAUAACAUCCCCGCCGGAGCGACUGUUGAAUUUCAAUGUAAUGGGAUGGAUGGCCGUUACGUGAACGUAUUCAUCCCUGGAAGGAAGGAGUACCUGACCCUGUGCGAGGUGGAGGUUUAUGGCUCCGUCCUGGAUUAGCAUAAAGAUUCACUUUAUCCAAAACGAGCUAAAUUUAACCAA